UCAAGUCUCCUCCUCCUUUUACGAAAUCGUUUACCAACACCUUAUAGCGACCCAGAUGCUGAGUCACUUGAUUUGUCGUCUGGCCUCUGCUUCAUUACGAUCUCAUCCCUCAAAAAUCUCAGCUUUACAGUUUUCCACAACGAUCUCAGCCGCUGAGAGACUAUACGACCAUCUUCAGGGAUGCACAACUAAUCUCGAGAAGGAACUAGCCUCGGCUAAGGUGAAAUUGGAGUCUUCUUGUAUCAACGAGGUAAUAAGAAGAUGCCAUCCAAAUCAAUUCCAAUUGGGUCUUAGAUUCUUCAUAUGGGCAGGAACUCAAUCCAGCCAUAGACACAGUCCUUACAUGUACAGUAAAGCUUGCGACUUUCUUAAGAUUAGAGCAAACCCAGAUUUGAUUAAGGAAGUUAUUGAAGCUUAUCGGAAAGAGGAAUGUUUUGUUAGUGUUAAGACGAUGAGGGUUGUUCUAACUCUGUGUAAUCAAGCGAGACUUGCUGAUGAGGCAUUGUGGGUAUUGAGGAAGUUUCCUGAAUUCGAUUUAUGCGCUGACACUGUUGCCUAUAACUUGGUGAUUAGGUUGUUUGCUGAUAAGGGAGAUUUGGAUAUGGCUGAUAUGUUGAUGAAAGAGAUGGAUUGUGUUGGUCUUUAUCCAGAUGUGAUUACUUAUACAUCAGUGAUCAAUGGGUCUUGCAAUGCGGGUAAGAUUGAUGAAGCUUGGAAGUUGGCUAAGGAGAUGAGUAAGCACGAUUGUGUUCUUAACACCGUGGCAUAUUCGAGGAUUCUAGAAGGAGUUUGUAAGUCUGGCUCUAUGGAGGCAGCGUUAGAGUUGUUGGCUGAAAUGGAGAAAGAAGAUGUUGGUGGAUCAAUUAGUCCGAAUGCGGUUACUUAUACUUUGGUAAUUCAAGCGUUCUGUGAGAAGAAGCGGAUUAGUGAGGCGUUGUUGGUAUUGGAUAGAAUGGGAGACCGAGGAUGCACGCCGAAUCGUGUUACUGCUAGUGUUUUGAUUCAGGGGGUUUUGGAGAACAAUGAGGAUGUUAAGGAUCUUACUAAGGUGAUUGAUAAAUUGGUGAAACUUGGCGGUGUUUCUCUUUCCGAAUGCUUUAGUUCAGCUACUGUGUCGUUAAUCCGUAUGAAAAGAUGGGAAGAGGCAGAUAAGAUUUUCCGUCUGAUGUUGGUCCGCGGGAUUAGACCUGAUGGUCUUGCGUGCAGUCUUGUUCUCAGGGAAUUAUGUUUAUUGGAAAGGUAUCUCGACUGUUUCCUUCUGUAUCAAGAAAUCGAGAAGGCCGAUGUGAAAUCAACAAUAGACUCAGAUAUACACGCGAUUCUUUUGCUCGGUCUCUGCAAACAGGGGAGUUCUUGGGAAGCUGCUAAGCUUGCGAAAUCGAUGCUCGAUAAGAAAAUGAGAUUGAAAGUUUCUCAUGUUGAGAAAAUCAUUGAAGCAUUGAAGAAAACUGGUGAUGAAGAUCUCAUGCGUCGUUUCUCUACUGAUUAAUUUGAUUAUUCAGAUAGGGUUAUAUAUAUUCAUAUAAGGAUAAGAAUUCUUGUUCUAAGCUUGUUUGAUAUUGCAUAAAUUAGUGUAGCAAUUGAGGUAUGUGCUAUUUCUAAGGA
Capsella rubella is the source of this 1605-nucleotide messenger RNA. RefSeq names its product pentatricopeptide repeat-containing protein At5g47360. The transcript has a single exon. Bases 56 to 1489 code for a protein of 477 amino acids. NCBI's taxonomy places the organism in Eukaryota, Viridiplantae, Streptophyta, Magnoliopsida, Brassicales, Brassicaceae. Gene Ontology annotation, molecular function: protein binding. The record is from RefSeq and is a predicted model, not a curated record.